AUGAAAGAAGAUUUAGAAGGAACAGAUUUCGAAACUUCCCAUGAUGUAUUUCUUAUCCAUGCUAAUGAUCCAUAUGAGGAAAGGGAUUUUGCACUGAAAAUUGUAAAACCUUUAUUAGAAUCUAAAGGUCUUAAGGUUAUGACUGAUUAUGAUGAUUUUAAAAGUGGAGAAAAUGUUUUUGACAACAUUGCUUUAGCAAUUAAAAGGUGCAAGAAGUCCCUCAUCAUACUAACAGAACAUUCCCACAGAAGUCCAUGGUGUUCCUUAGAACUAAUUUUGGCUCUGGAGAAAUCUCACAGACGUAACAUUAUGUCUGUUGUUGUGCUUUGGAAAGGAAAAUCAGUGGAAUGGGAACAUCAAAUAGCAUUGGAGAUGCUAAACAUGGUUCCACGUGUAGACAUUGGGAACUACAACGAUAUUAACCACAAAUUAGAAGAACUUGUUGAUAAAAUCCGAGAGAAAAAAUGUGUAGAAGAACUUUUGCCUGCAGGAAAUAUUGCACAUGCUCAAGUCUGGUCCCACUACACAGGAUUAUUGCAGUACUUGAUUCCAGAAAUUGCAGAUCUUAUCGAAGAAACAGAAUUAUACAAGAAAAACCCAUCUAGGUUUUCUUUGAAGUUGUAUGAACUUGUUCCUGAAAACUGUCUCUGUCCUUCGGUUAUUCAGGAUAUCUCCGAAGAAAAGUCUGGACAACGAAUCAUUGCUAUGACUGAGAAAUUACCAACGUUAACUUAUCAAAGGGCUGGAAACACAAGAUCCGUUAAUAUGACCAUUUACUGCGUAAAGGACACAGAUGGCACGGAAUAUUACUGUGUGGCAGAAUAUCCGGCAGUUUUGGCAGGAAUGCAGAAGAUGAUUGAGACGACUUCUACAAAGUUUCAAGAAUGUGACAGACGCAUGCAAGUUGGACGUUUCUACUACAUACUGGUGGCUCUCUUACAUCACGAAAGCUUGGAAAAUACGUUAAAUAAAGCAAGGGUUAUCAUGUAUAAUGAAAACAGACCAGGGUUUGUUUUAGCAGACGAGAUGUUAAAAGCUAUCAAAGAAGACAUAACUCUGGCGACAGUGAUGGAAGGGUUUGGAAAGGUUGAAAGACCAUUGGAUAGGCUGAGUUCUAAAGAACCAAAGGAUUAUGAGAAUGAGGCUUUAUUGUUAUGCCAUAGUAGUGAAGCGAGUGAAGCAAUAGGGCAUGAAAUGGAAGAAUAUCUUGAAAAAAAAGGUUUAAAACUCGCAAGACAUGAAGCAGGACAGAGAUACUUUGAUUUGGCUGAUGCCAUUGAAAAAUCCUACUGGACAAUAGUGGUCCUGACACGAGAUGCCCUGGGUGACAACACAUUUGCAAUGCAGAUUUUAAUCCUUCUUGAAAGAUUUGUUACUGAGAAGAAAAUUAGAUUGAUACCAGUUUUAGUGGACACAAGAUAUGAAGACAUCCCAGAUGCUCUGCGUUUUGUUACGUAUGUUGCAACUGAUGAAAGCAAGAAAUACCUGGAAAGACUUCUUUGUACUUUAAAAGGAAAGGAUGUCAAAUUUGAGAAAGAAACACUAAUUCCAGCAGGGGAUGUGGCCUAUGGAUUAGCCUGGACCUACGUCCUCAACUACCUACAAUUUGUUCUGAUGGAUCCAGAACAGGAGGGUGCCAUUGGAAUAAUACAAGAAUAUGUAUAUAUAUAA
Messenger RNA from Saccostrea cuccullata (small rock oyster), 1671 nucleotides. Its product is annotated as stimulator of interferon genes protein-like. Gene Ontology annotation, molecular function: cyclic-di-GMP binding; 2',3'-cyclic GMP-AMP binding. The coding region runs from base 1 to 1671 and encodes 556 amino acids. The record is from RefSeq and is a predicted model, not a curated record. The transcript has 10 exons. Gene Ontology annotation, biological process: positive regulation of type I interferon production; autophagosome assembly; reticulophagy. Gene Ontology annotation, cellular component: endoplasmic reticulum membrane; autophagosome. Lineage: Eukaryota; Metazoa; Mollusca; Bivalvia; Ostreida; Ostreidae.